AUGAUGGAAGAACCUCUUGACGAUAUAGGAGAAACGAAAACCAUCGCAAUUCCCUUGAAAGACAGCACAGAAGACGUGAGUUAAUCGUAUUUAUAUUUUUGACAAAAAAUGAGGCGAGAGUAUCGAUUAUUGUGCUGAUGUUGUAUUCUUUUGUCUAGCCCACAUGAACAGUUGAUUCAUCACGUCGGUAGGCCAUUUUCUCUGUUCAUUUCAGCCAACCGACCUGAUUUCUCACCGUGUCCAUGUUUCAGGGCACACACUUGAAACGUCUCCGCCGCUUUUCGAUCGAAGUGUGGAAUUUAACUCAAAAUUGGGCUGCGACAUCUGAAAAAUCUGUCCAAUGGCUCGAAUCGAUCGUCAAUUCUCGGCUAAAACUUAUGUAUUCGAAAGAAGACGAAUCAGAAUCGGCGAAACUGACUGCAGAUCAGGCUGCGAGAGUUCUCAAUGAUUUGGUUGUGAUGAACACCAAAGUGAAUCAGGCGAUGACCGAUUUUGAACGGAUCAUCGGAAAGUUCGAAAUUGCUCAGGGAAGAAUGUCCGCAUGGAAACAGCUGACUGAGAAGAGCACAAACCGAGAGGAGAAGUACAUUGUGGAAGUGCUCGACGAGAAUCUCCCUUUGAUUGUCGCCAUGCUGAAGAAAGAAGUCGCCGUAAAAAACGACGCGCUUUUUGAUCUGGCUCAACAGGAGAAUCGAGACGUGUUCACUCUCGUUCUGCUCACUUUCAAACAUGAGCCGUUUGUUGACACGAAUCUUCUUUCCAAACUGUUCGCUCUAGUCGCCGUUGAAGCACAAUAAUCGAUACUCCUCUUGUGUUUUUGUUAAUUUUGAAAAUGAAUCCUUGCUCCAAUUAAAAAUCGAGUUUGUCUUCAGGAAGUUAUUGAAAUCAAUUGCGCUGAGCUGCCCAACGGAAAUGAAGUGCUCAGUAUCCUUGAAGCCGAAGAAGCAAAGCUUUCCUACUGGAUUGAGGUGGCCCUCGAAUACUACAGACAUGGUCGUGUCGAACCGUUUAUGAUGAUACUAGAAGCAGCCGGAUCACGCGCCGGACUGGAAUACACUGGAGUUAAACAGGAUCAGAUGAGAGCUCUUGACAUACUUGCCGCCUACUGGAUGACGCAGGGAUACAAGGAAAAGUCGAAGGAGAAAAAAACGGACUUCUUCUCAAAGGCCACUGUUCUAUUCAACACGGCCGACAAGAUCGCAAUGUACGAGUGGUCCCAUCUGACUGUCCGUGCUUGGUUCUAUCUGUUUGAGAGAGAAAAGAGCACGAACAAGUACGAGCUGGCCGAUCAGCAGUUCAAUUACGUCGUCAAGACAUACCCGCAGAACGUGCUCUCGCUCGUCGGAAAAGCCGUCAUUGCAUUCAACAAGAAGGACUACAAAACGUGCGUCUACUACUACAGAAAGGCGAUCCGUCAGCGACGUCACUCUAUCGCCGACCUUCGCGUCGGAAUCGGAUACUGCUUCGCCAAAAUGGGACUCACCGAAAAGGCGAAAAUGGCAUUCGAACGAGCCCUCGAGCUGGAGCACACGAAUGUGUCGGCCAUGUGUGGAUUGGCCAUCAUUCUCCUCAAUACUCUGGAUCCAGACAGCUUCAAAAUGGCGAUCACUCUGUUCGGAAAGGCCUACAACCUUCAGCCAGAUCAUCCUGUCGUCCUCGUCCAUCUCGCCAAUCAUUUCUUCUUCAAAGGAGACACCGAACGGUCGUCUGGUCUUGCCUGGCAUGCUGCCCAGUACACGGAAUGCGAAGCGAUCAAAGCAGAAGCCUAUUUCCAGAUGGGAAGAACCAAGCACAUUUCUGGCCAGUACGAGCAAGCAUACAAAGUAAGUAACGGUCGGAUAGCUUCUUCUAACAAAAACGUGCUUCCAGAUGUACUACCAAGCUCGUCAGGCCAACAACGGAGAGCACACUCUUGCUCACUACGGUCUCGGCCAAAUGCUUAUCCACAAAAACGAGAUUGACGAGGCCAUCAAGUGCUUUGAAGUGGUUCAUUCAAGGCUUCCCAACAAUACGGACACCAUGAAAAUUCUGGGAAGUCUGUACGCUCACGUGCAACUCAACGACCAGACAAUGAUGAACGAAGCGAGGCAGAAGGGACGGGACGUGCUCACCAAAUACCUCGCGAUCCACAGCGACGACUACGAGGCAUCGAUUGAUCUAGCACAGCUUCUCGAGGCUUCCGAUCCGAAAAAGUCUUUAGAGUUGUACGAAACGGCGAUUCAUUUGCUCGAGACUAUCGAGAACAUUCAACCACAACCCGAGAUGCUCAACAAUGUCGGCGCCCUUUACAUGACGAUGCAACAGUAUGAGAGGGCCGAGAAAUACUUCAAGAAAUCCAAAGAGCGACUGGAAGAGCAGCUGAGCACAGGGGAAAGUUCGCAGUUGUUGUCGCGAAGGACCGCCCCUGAGAGAUCUCAUCUGCUCACGAUCCGAUACAACCUUGCCCGUUGUCUGGAGCUUUUGUGUCGAACCGCGGAAGCAGAGCAAAUGUACAAAGACAUUGUGGCCGAAUGUCCCGGAUAUAUCGACGGAUAUCUCCGUCUUGGAUGCAUAACGAGAGACCGUCAUCAAGUGUACGAAUCGUCAUUGUGGAUGAAGAACGGUGUACAGUUCGAUCAGUCGAAUCCAGUUGUCUGGACGCUCAUCGGAAAUCUCCAUUUCGCGAAGAGCGAAUGGAUGCCAGCGCAGAAGAAGUUCGAGCUGAUACUCUCAAAGAUAUACAACAACAAAACGCCCGAUCCGUACUCUCUUGUGGCUCUCGGAAACGUGUGGUUCGAGCAGCUCUUAAAUCCUUCCAGAAAGAAGGAAGACGUAAGCUUCUGUGCACUUUUCAUCUCAAUAACCGUUAUGAUUACAGGAGAAAAAAUACAUCGACCGCGCUCUCCAGAUGUACCAGAAGGCGUUGAAACUGCAGCCAAAGAACAUGUACGCUGCGAACGGAAUCGGAUGCGUUCUGGCUUACAAACGAAACUGGGCGGACGCUCACGACGUCUUCUCGCAAGUGCGUGAGUCUACGAGCGACUUCUACGACGUUUGGGUCAACAUUGCUCAUGUCUGCAUGGAGCGGGAGCAAUGGAUGAAAGCUGUGCAAUGGUACUCGUCGGCGAUGAAGCGAUUCCGGAAGGACGGAGAUCCAGGUCUUCUGCAUUACAUCGCCAAGGCUUACUACCGUGCUGGAAUGCUGAAGGAAGCCAAAGAAGCGCUUGAGAAAGCGAUGCUCGAGCAGCUGGACAACACUCAAAUCAAGUUCAACUACGCGAUCGUGAUGAAGAAAAAGGCGAAGGAAAUUCUGAGAGGACAGAAAAUGUCUUCGUCUGAAGUCAAUCUGGCCAUAGCCGACCUCACGUUCUCCGAGCGCAUCUUCAAUUACAUCGCCCAAACGGACGACCGGCACUCUCAUUCGAGUGGACUCCGCAUUUCGAGAACGAUCUGUUCGGAGGAAUCACGCAACUGCAAAGAUCUUCUGACUCAAGCCAAGCACAAACUGGAACUAGCUGAGACUCAAGACGAAGAGGAGAGGCGGCUGCAGAAGAAGCAGGAGAAUGAGCUGAUGGAACUGAAGAACAAGAUGAUGGAGGAGGCGAGAGCACGGGAAGAAGCCGAGAAAGAGAAGGUCGAGAAGAAUAAGACUCUCCGAAUGACAUUCAUAGACAUGACCAAGGAUAUUCUGAAGCUUCCGGAGAUUGUAGAAGAAAAGAGACGAGGUGGUGGGGGACGGAAACGAAAGAAUGACGAUGGAGACGAGUUCGUCAACGACAGCUCUGAUGCCGGGAACUGGGAAGGAGAAGGUGGAGAGGACGGAGAGAACCGAGAACGGAGAAAGAAGGACAAGGCGGCGAAGAAGGCGUCCAGGAAGAAGAGAGAAAGAAGAGACAGCGGCGGAUCCGACUCGAACAGAAGAUCGGAGAAGAAGAGAAAGAGGCUGGAGGAGAAAGAGAGGAAGCAGCAGGAGAAGCUGUCGGCGAAGCAGUCGAGCAAGAUCAAGUCUCGUGCGUUCCUCUCCUCUUCCGAAUCUUCCGACGACGACAAGCCGAAGCCAGCAGCGACCGACUCUUCAGAUGAAGAAGAAGAGACUAGGCCGCCAGUGGAUGAGUUUGGUAAGACGCGAAGAAGAUGAAAUGAAAUGAAACUGUUGCUUAUUGUAGAUAGUCCUAUCAGAAGCGACAGUGAUGCUAGUGAUCACGAGGUAACGACGAAAAAGAAGAAAAAGAAGACUGUUGUGGAUUCGGAUGACGGUUCGGAAUCCGACGGAAGCGCCAAACCGAUCAUCGGCGGAUCGGAUGGUAAGGGAUUCUGAUGGAUCCAGAGCUGGGCAAUUCUCGGCCCAGGCUUUUUGAAGACCUGCCGAGGGACUUUGACCCACUUGCAAGGAUCCGAUAGGACCCAAACUUAGCAAGCUUCUCGGGAGGCUUCAAAGUUUGGGCCUCAUCGGAAUUUCAAGUGGGUCAAAAGUACAGGCCUCAAAAAGCUUUCGCAAAGCCUGGACCGAAAAUUGCCCAGCUUUGGAUGGAUCUCUAAGCCUAAUUUUUCUUUCUUUCAGAUGAUGAUGAUCAGCCAGGACCGUCUUCUCGAGCUGUCCAUUCCAGCGACGACAAUGAUAGCGACGCCGCUCCGAAUCGUUCCAAUUUGAAUGCCGUUGACAGCGACUGA
Molecule: messenger RNA, 4650 nt
Organism: Caenorhabditis sp. 36 PRJEB53466
Lineage: Eukaryota; Metazoa; Nematoda; Chromadorea; Rhabditida; Rhabditidae
Source: the annotation of a GenBank genome assembly